AUGAAGAUUACAUCUAACACCCAACCGAAUCACCAACCAGCAAUCAUGGGGCUGCAACACCAGAUAACCUCAGAACCAAUAGAGAAGAAAAUCCUGCAUAAAAGGAAAAGUCUCUUAGAUCUCAAAUCCCUUUUAGAGGAUAGAGGGGGCACCAUAGAAGAUAGAUACAAAGAGGAAUGUGAUCAAGCUACUUACGAUGAUGGAGAUGCUAGCAAUAAUAGAGUGUACCGCUUAGACGAUAAACCGGCAAAAACGCCGCCGCUAAGCCCGCACCCAGGUGUAAACUCCGUUAAAAAAGGGCCGGUUGCACAACUAGAAACACCCGUAAACGCAUCAAGUUACCUAUUCGGCGACUGUGAAAAUGUUGCAGCCCCACAGAGCGGCGGGGCGCGCGCCAUAAAUCGGGCCCCGAGCGAACGACGAGAGCUUAAAACCCCACUUAAGACCAGAGCACACUCGCCAAAUAUACUUCUGCGCCAUUGUACACAAAGGAGCUGCGAGGAAGCAAAGUUCGCGCAACUAGCGACGUCUUUUGUU
Iphiclides podalirius (scarce swallowtail) is the source of this 537-nucleotide messenger RNA. NCBI's taxonomy places the organism in Eukaryota, Metazoa, Arthropoda, Insecta, Lepidoptera, Papilionidae. The record is from the annotation of a GenBank genome assembly.